GGCUGGUAAACGGCGAGGGUGGCAUGUUCGUAGAAAGCUAGGACUCCGGUACGGACCCUGAAACUUCUAAAUAUCUUCGGUGACCGGCGCGUCAGUAAUCUUCGACUUUAAACGACAUGCGCAGUUAGGAAUGAGUUACCAACAUGUCAUCUGAGCCUCUGUAUCCGGCUUACCUUCCAACCAGACCAGAUGGGUAUAUGCCUGCCUUGGAUGUCCCUCAAUUUGAGGCGGAUGAACCGGGUAGCCGCGCGGACCCCCUAAAACCGGCCAUAUUUAAAGUAGGCGCGAAGAUAGCAAACAUCACACCGAGGGUAGGGACAGAGAUCACCGGCGUUCAGCUCAGCCAGAUUUCUCCGGCAGGGCUAGAUGAAGUUGCUUUGCUGGCAGCCGAGAGAGGGGUCUUGGUUUUUAGGGACCAGGACUUUGCGGACAUUGGGUUCGAGAGACAACGAAACAUUGUGAAGUAUUACGGACCCUUGCAUAAGCAUCCUACGAUGGGUUAUCCUGCGGGAACAAGUCCAGAAUUCCAUGUGGUGUAUGCGGAUGAAACUGCCGGUAAUCUUAGAACACUCCUCGGUCCUCACACGGCGUACGACUUAUGGCAUGUCGAUCAGACAUUCACGCCAAAUGUGCCAUCAACAACCUUUUUCUGGGUUCUUGAGAUUCCCAAAUCUGGUGGGGGCGACACGGCCUUCACAUCUCUAACGGCAGCAUACGAGGCAUUAUCACCUGCCUUUAGACAGAUCCUCGGAGGAUUAAGUCUCUAUCACACGUCGGCUUCGGUCGGAGAAGUUGCUCGUGUCGGGACGGAGCGUGCCUUGAAGGAAGCUGUUAACACGACACAUCCCUUGGUUAUUAAACAUCCUGUCACGGGCAAACCCUCGUUAUUCGUAAAUCCGACAAUCGCUCGCAAGAUCGAGGGGUUCUUACCGGAGGAGUCGGAUAACCUCCUGAAGUUCCUCCACGAUCAUAUCAAAAGUCUCGAUUUUAGCUGUAGGGUCAAAUGGGAAAGGGGAACAGUUGUGGUUUGGGAUCAAAGGACUGCAGCGCAUAGCGCGGUACCUGACUUUGCGGAUGGAGAGAGACGGCAUAUGGUGAGGAUGAUACCUUACGGUUCCAAACCCCAGCCAGCGUUCCCGGAACAGUUCCAUGCUUUUAAAGAGAAGAUAUAGGUGAUUAAUUUUAUGGUAAUUCAACGGUAGCUCUGCGGUAUGAAAUGUACCUACUCGUAUAUCUGUCUGAAGGUGACAGGGCUUGAUCGCCAACAGAUGUAUUGCUGUACUUGCUGUAAGCCACAUUAUUAACAUCUAGAUGUGACAAGUCAGUUGAUCCCAUAUGUACAUCUACAUGAACCUCAGUCACGUGGUAUCUAGAUAUUCAGAUACAUCUCG
This is a messenger RNA of Daldinia vernicosa, 1391 nucleotides long. RefSeq names its product taurine catabolism dioxygenase. Gene Ontology annotation, cellular component: cytoplasm. Lineage: Eukaryota; Fungi; Ascomycota; Sordariomycetes; Xylariales; Hypoxylaceae. The transcript is spliced from 3 exons. The record is from RefSeq and is a predicted model, not a curated record. Bases 144 to 1172 code for a protein of 342 amino acids. Gene Ontology annotation, molecular function: 2-oxoglutarate-dependent dioxygenase activity.